Colletotrichum truncatum is the source of this 858-nucleotide messenger RNA. RefSeq lists its product as uncharacterized. Gene Ontology annotation, molecular function: ferric iron binding; oxidoreductase activity, acting on single donors with incorporation of molecular oxygen, incorporation of two atoms of oxygen. NCBI's taxonomy places the organism in Eukaryota, Fungi, Ascomycota, Sordariomycetes, Glomerellales, Glomerellaceae. The record is from RefSeq and is a predicted model, not a curated record.
AUGCAGUUCCAUCUCCUGACUCUGGCCACCGCCCUUCUCACUGGCGUAGCCAUUGCACAUCCCGGCCACGACCACACUCUGAGCCAUGCUGAGAUCGCGCGCCGCUCGAAUCUAUCGAGGCGUUGCGCGGCUCAAGCUGGCAAGUUCAGCGAGGUUAGAAAAAGGCGUGCUGCUGAGAAGCGCUCGCUCGUCAGCCGCUCGCUAGCCAAGCGUGACACAAACGUCACCAUCCACACGGAGGGCCCCCACUACAGCACCAUUCAGAACGACACUUGCGUCCUAACACCCGAGGUCACCAAGGGACCCUACGUAUGGCCGCAGUCACAAACUCUGCGACAAGAUAUGAGCGAGGGCCAGGCCGGUGUCCCUCUGUAUCUGGAUAUUGGCGUCCUCAACGUCAAUACCUGUGAGCCAGUUGAAGAUGCCUUGGUCGACCUUUGGCACUGCAAUGCCACCGGCUCUUACAGCUCUUUCACACAUCACAACCCCAACACUCCUUUCGAAGAGCUCCUGAAGGAGCUCAAUACAGUGUUCCCUGGUUUCUACGUGGAAAGAACUAUCCAUAUCCAUGCUCAGGUACACACCGAUUGGUCCGUCCGCAGCAACGGCACAAUCGUCGCUUCCAACAUUGUCAGUACUGGCCAGCUCUUCUUUGAUGAGCAACUCAGCCAGCAGAUAAUGGCCCUCGAGCCCUAUGUCAGCCACACUGAGAUCAACCGCACCAUCAACGCCGUCGACACCAUCUACGCGGACGAGCAGGCUGGCAGCUGGAACCCUCUCAUGGUUGUCGAGCCACUCGAUGGCGAGGAUGUUACCAAGGGAAUGCUCGCCUACAUUACUCUGGGAGUCGAGGUAUAG